Molecule: messenger RNA, 714 nt
Organism: Exophiala xenobiotica
Lineage: Eukaryota; Fungi; Ascomycota; Eurotiomycetes; Chaetothyriales; Herpotrichiellaceae
Exons: 5
Coding region: 1-714 (237 amino acids)
Source: RefSeq, a predicted model, not a curated record
AUGAUUGGCACCUCCAGUUUACUUCUUCUUGCAGCACUCGGCUUUUCAUUCGCCGCUCAGGCAGUCGCUCAGGACGAUGUCGAUCAAUGCGCUCUUGCUUGUAUUGCAAAUGUCGAUGGCACAAACUGUUCACCAAGCGAAUGGCCAUGUCUCUGUGCAAAUGACAUGUAUAUUGAACGAAUGAACAAUUGCACCAUAGCAUCUUGCAAUGCUACAGACCAACAAGACACAUUCAUGGCCGUUGCACAAUUGUGCGCUAUAUUCAGUGUUCCAUUAACAGUCGGCCCUGAAGCCACCGUUUCGAUCCCGUCCUCCGAUCUUCUGUUCAGCACGGUAGCGAUACCUACCCAGUCAACCUUACCUGCUGUGAUCACUUCGAGCACGUCCGGUGCGACUCCAACGUCAGCAUCUGAGACUCUCCAGUGUUUCGAUGACCAGCUCAGUUCCGCCAGUUUCAGAGUCGUCUUCGAUUCCACCACCUUCCUCGCCAGGCGCGCACACGAUAAGCUCGUCCAGUGCAACGGCCGCAUCUUCGGCGCCGACGAAUGGUUCAACUCGCUUCAAUCAGCCCUCGAAGAUGAUGGUAAUCUCAACCGUGGUGUUGACAAGCACCCUCAAGUGGAUGUUGGCGUGGUAGUCAGCGAGAGGGACAAUGAUAUUGUCUCGAAGAGAGAUGCUGAAAUUGUCGGUACCGAAGAAGCGAAAUCAAAGUAG